AUGGAGGGCGACCAAUACUGGGUCCAUCAACGGCGGAUGAUGAUGGCUGCGGCCAGUUUGAUGCUUCAAAACAGCAGCUUUAGACAAAAUCUGGAUGAUGAGGGUCGCAGUAGGAGGCAGAGAGUGCUGCCGAGGUCAGCUUUGUUGAGCCCAAAUGCGUCGCCAUGGGAAGCUGUCUAUCAUUCUGGUAGCGACCAAGCCAUGAUAACCAUCACCGGCUAUGAUAAUAGAGCAUUCAGAGCUUUGUUGGAGCUGUUCACUCCUUGGUUUAACACUCAUACUCCUUGGACUGGAAAGCAAGAUGGAACAACCUGCAAGAAGCUGAAAAAACGUCGAUUCAACACAGGUCGAAAUCGGAUUAUUAAUGCCAGCUCGUGCUUAGCUCUUGUCCUCACUUGGUACCGUUUUCGAGGUGCUCUGUUCACCCUUCAGGGCUGGUUUGGCUUUACCAGUACUCACACAAGUGUUUGGUUGAGGUUUGGAAGGCGAGGCUUGCUGCUCUUACUGCAGAAUCAUCAUUGGGGGCGAGUUGCCAUUCCUACCGAUGAGAAGAUCGAACGUUUGAAGGCAGCGGUCAACCAAAGGCAUCCGGCUUUGGUCAAUGUGUACUGUGUUGCAGAUGGGCUUAAGCUGUUGUUCGAGAGACACGAUGACCUGGAUGAGCAGUCGAUGUACUACAACGGCUGGACACAUGACCACUAUAUCACCAACCUGUUUGUCUUCUCUAUUGAUGGCUACAUCAUUCACUGUAUUCUCAACGCUCCUGGAUCCAUGCAUGACUCUACACUGGCAUCUUAUGGUGGCACUUAUGAACUAUUGGAAGCAAUCUACAAUCGUACUGGUGGUGUUUGCUGUGUCGAUUCAGCUUUUACAGCAGCCAACAACCCUUUCCUUGUCAAAUCGUCCGAGAACUUCUCCACAGCUGAGUCGGCAGAAGAAAUAAUUGUGCGCGACCAAGCAACAUCUCUUAGGCAGGCAGCCGAGUGGGGUAUGAGAGCACUGCAAGGAGCAUUCCCUCGUCUCAAAGAUCGAAUUCAUUUGGAAGAGAAUGGGGAACGCCUUAUUAUUCUGAAGCUUAUGACGUGCUUAUACAAUGCAAGAAUCACUCUUGUCGGCUUGAAUCAACUGCAGAAUACAUACGUACCCCACUGGAGUGUUGAUGCUCGCUGUUUCAUAGUGGAACACCCAUAG
This is a messenger RNA of Seminavis robusta, 1191 nucleotides long. The record is from the annotation of a GenBank genome assembly. NCBI's taxonomy places the organism in Eukaryota, Bacillariophyta, Bacillariophyceae, Naviculales, Naviculaceae.